Molecule: messenger RNA, 474 nt
Organism: Talaromyces rugulosus
Lineage: Eukaryota; Fungi; Ascomycota; Eurotiomycetes; Eurotiales; Trichocomaceae
Exons: 2
Coding region: 1-474 (157 amino acids)
Source: RefSeq, a predicted model, not a curated record
AUGCUCAGCAAACGGGGGGAUACAAACGGUGAUCUCUACCAUGUUCGGAAAAACCAUGACUUCUUCUACGAGGACCCAGUUCUACGACGUCCGGUGGAAUCAAAUACCAGCUACGGUCGAAGUGAAAUCACACAUCUCUCGCGCAGGGGCAAGGAUUCGGCGGCACAAAUCCUGGAUUCCCAUGGGAAAAACAAGAACAACCUUCCCCGUGGGGAUACAAACUGUCAGGACUGGACUGGUACCAGAGACUAUUGGAAAGAAAAUGUUGGACAGAGUUCGGAGGACAUUGGCAAUCGACUCCAGCGAGAUGGUCGCUCUUGGAUCCCGAAACCCACUGAAGAGCCUAGUAGACGAGGACCUGCUGAUGCGACCUUUGGAAGGGAGCAAAUCCGACAACCGACUGGUCGUCUCAAUAUGGACAAAUUUGCGGGCCUCAGCGGCCUCAGUGGUGGCAGUGGUAAAUCCAGACGGUAG